Molecule: messenger RNA, 1695 nt
Organism: Aureobasidium melanogenum CBS 110374
Lineage: Eukaryota; Fungi; Ascomycota; Dothideomycetes; Dothideales; Saccotheciaceae
Exons: 4
Coding region: 1-1695 (564 amino acids)
Source: RefSeq, a predicted model, not a curated record
AUGAGUUCAGAUCCAGAAAUUCUCAAAUCCGACAUGAAGACGGAACAUAUAGGCCAGGCAAUGGAAAAGCAAGCCGCUGGCUCCGACCAAGACACGAUUGCACCAGGAGAGGAGAAUCCAAGUAGUAGUACUAACAGUCCAAGUCUUUCUGGCGGAGAUAGAGAUGAGCAUGGAUCAGAUGCCAGUGUAGCUUCAUCGUUGUCCAAGAGUGGCGCUUCAAGUCCCUUGACUCAAGAAUCUCAGAAGUCAUGGUCAAGAAUACAACCUAGCAGCGAUGUCAGGAUCGAGGACAUCCAACCGCCCAACAGACACGAGCCUGCAGUGAGAGAACGCUCGCGGGAAGCUGAGAUCAACAUGCUGCAAACCUCGAAGACUAGACCUGAUAACUUGGUCGAGCCUCAUAAGCCUGAAGGUGACUCACAGUUCCGGGAUACUUCUUCCAUAUAUGCCCACAGCAGUUACAAUGGUAACAUGCAUGAGCGAACCGCUACAACAAAAAGGCUGUUGAAGGGAAUUACUAGAAAAGAUGAACCCACUGAACAAGGAGCAGAAGUUCAAGGCGAGACCUUUCCCACAAUCGACGAGCCUCACAUCAGACCGACAGCAAAGUGCGAUUACGACUGUAAGCGCUUGAAACCUCAUAUAGAAGAUAUGACACUUCGACUUGAAGGUAUAUCUGGAUCGAUUGCGAAACUCCAAAGAAUGGCCAUUGCACAGCACGAAAUCAUAAGCAGAAUGGACAACUCCAUGACAGAGAUGGUUGGGAACUCACUUAUUCAGAUUGAGGACAAGCCAGUCUCCACCCUUUCUAGCUUAACCCAAAAGGCGAAAUCCAACAGACACACGUUCAGUGGGAAUGGUUCUAGCCACCGAAAUGAGCAGGCAAGAGCUGAAGGAUCUUCGAACCGUGUUUCGUCCUCUGGAUCUGUUGACUACCAGGAAGGCAGCAGACCAUGCGCACUUUCACCACCUGCAGAGGAUCAUGUUCUCAUACCCUCUGAUGAGCGUGAUAAAAUCGAGCCAACGACCGGAGCGCCUAGAGAUAUCGUGGAAGGUAACAUUGCAAAACGGAGAGUCUGGGGACGUGAAGGCAAUCGGUUCGACAUGGAGACACCCAGUUCUUCCUCUUCGAUUGGUGAAACGAGCAUCAUAACUUGCAACUCACGAGUCCCGAUCAGUAUGAGAUCCUUGGCCAAGAACAUACAGCCCACGACUUCGCGAUUCAUAAACAUUUCCGAUCCAUUUCUAAGUCAUAAAGAAGCAGUAAGUAAUGGCUUGACGAGCCACGACGCAUCCCUCGUCCGCACAGAGAGGCGUCUCGUCCAAGCCCAAGAAGUCAGUUCAAAGCUUACGACAACAUCCUGGCCUGAGCCACACCAGUCACGGGAGAACGAUUCUUCACAGGAACGAGACAGACUGCAAAGACAAGCUCAACGAACAGAAAUCAGACUUCUAGGAAAGAAAGAUCCUGGGUGCGAUCGAAAGAGGAAGUCUGAAGCAGAUGGAGAGGGUACUGGUGAGCACCAAAAGCCCAUUGCUACCUUGUUACGCCUUGCAGAAGGGGGCAAGAGCGUGCUGGCAGGGUCAGUUGAUGCUCACCUGCUUCGCCUCUUGAUAGCGAAACGUCACUUCUCCAUGGUGGCGCUCUCGGCUGUCUUGGGUUUGAUGAGCGUCCUUCUAUCUCAGAGACAUUAA